Messenger RNA from Nicrophorus vespilloides, 1849 nucleotides. Its product is annotated as katanin p60 ATPase-containing subunit A-like 2. The transcript has 7 exons. Bases 95 to 1564 code for a protein of 489 amino acids. NCBI's taxonomy places the organism in Eukaryota, Metazoa, Arthropoda, Insecta, Coleoptera, Silphidae. The record is from RefSeq and is a predicted model, not a curated record. Gene Ontology annotation, molecular function: ATP hydrolysis activity; protein binding; ATP binding.
ACCUAGCAUUGUCAGAGUGUGCGGGUGUACGUUGUGUUAUGUCAUAGUUUUGGUUGGAGAGAAGAGCAAGUGGGUGAACGAGAAAGAGAAAGGUAUGUCCGAGUAUUGCACGGUUCCGGGCAGGUCGAGCGGAAAUUGUGGGUCCAGAGCGACGAAAACACACAGGGAAUAUGAGAGAAACGAGGCGAAGGAGCGCAGGAGAAGCCUUCUGUAUUUAAUCCGCGGUUAUCUAAGAGACUGUAACCUGCACGAAUCCGCCGAUAUAUUGUCCCGAGAAGGCCAGCUCAUUAACCAAUACGAGCUCUGCGAUAAUAUCGAUCUGGAUAUCGUGCUGCAGGAUUACCAGGACUACUACCUAACCAAAUUCAAUAAGAUGCCUAGGAUCGUCAAGAGGGUGUCAUCGUCGUCGACCGCCCUCUCCGAAACUGGAGGCUCUCUGCCGCUUAAGAGGAAGACUUCGAAACCAGCUGUUACUAACUGCGUUCCGGAUAAUAAGAUCCCCGAGAGUGGAGACUCCUUCCAGAUAGACGUGAAGUGUUUGAGCGGAAAACCCACGGGCGUCGACCAGCAACAGAAGCAUCAGCAUCAGCAGCAGCAGCCCUUGUUGAAACCAUCUGCGUCCGAGGAUCAGGAGGCACUCAGACCGUCCCUCAGCGAAUUCCAAGGGUACACGAGCGAAUGGCGCGAAAUGGCCGAUCUAAUUACAUCGGAAAUCGUGCCGAGGAGUGCGGGGAUCUUCUGGAAGGACUGCAUCGGUCUCUCCGCAGCCUCCGAGUCCUUGAAGGAGGCCGUCGUCUAUCCUUUGGAACGUCCCGAACUCUUCACCGGACUCUUAGCACCGUGGAAAGGUGUGUUGCUCUUUGGGCCGCCGGGGACGGGGAAGACGCGACUGGCGAAGGCGCUCGCAGGGGAAUCCCCGUCGACCUUCAUCAACUUGGCGAUCAGCACGUUCGUGAGCAAGUGGCGCGGCGAGUCCGAGAAAAUGCUGAAGGUCCUUUUCGACGUCGCAAGACUGUAUGCACCGAGCACGAUAUUCAUAGACGAGCUGGAUGCGAUCGCAUCGAGGCACGAGGAUCAUCAGCACGAGGCCUCCAGACGCUUCACCAGCGAACUUCUCAUCCAGCUGGACGGAAUCCUGAGCGCGUCCGGAGAUGACGAUCCCAACAUCUUCGUCCUCGCAACAACAAAUCUCCCUUGGAACUUGGGUGCUGCGAUCCUGCGGCGUUUCGAGAAGAGGAUCCUGCUGAACGUUCCGGACGCUGAGGCGCGCCUCGAACUGUUCCGGUAUUACUUCGGUCGGAACAGGAACAAAUUCAGCGAUGCAGACUACAAGAGGAUGGCCGAACUAACUGGAAACUUUUCGUGCGCGGAAAUUCGCAUUGUUUGCAAAGAGGCGUUGAUGGGGACGCUGCGAGAGAAGCUCGGAGGAUGUUGUCAAGAUGCGGUGGUUAGGCCUGUCGUCAUGGAGGACGUGAGAAGGGCUCUGGGAAGGAUCAGACCGGCGGCCACGAACGACGUGAUCGACAAGUACACGUCCUGGGCGAAGCGAUGCGGAAGCUCGUAAUCCAAUUCAUUGUCAUUAAGGGUGGACAACAUAGUGUGUGUGUGUGUGUGUGCGCGCGGCAAUUAAUAUAAAUGUAUUAAUUGGUCGGCUGCAACGGGUAACAAAAUCGAUCCGUCCGAUCCUCAUCUCUAUCUUUGAGCGUUUGCAAUUAAUCAAAAUUGAUCAUUCUCUUUUGUCCCAUAAUUGACACAUAAUAUUGCGUAAUUUAUCAAAUUUGAGGAAUUAUCAAUUCAAUGCGCGUUAAUCCGAAUAUUCCACAAUCUUCACAACGAAAUCCAAACUAUA